Molecule: messenger RNA, 227 nt
Organism: Durusdinium trenchii
Lineage: Eukaryota; Dinophyceae; Suessiales; Symbiodiniaceae
Source: the annotation of a GenBank genome assembly
GUCACGCAGUGCAGUGGAUUCGCUUCAUGAAUGACUACCUCGUCCUCAUGAGCGAGUUGAACUACAAGGUCAGACAGCUGACUGAGGAAAACAAGAAGACCAGGAAGUCGCAUGCUCAGCGAUGCCUGGAUCGGGAACUGCAGGAUCGUCAGAGCCAAACACCGACUCACUACAAUAGGACAACGACGCCAGCUCGCUACGCACGGCAUGCCUUGGAAUCAGCGUGA